AUGUCUCCACAUGUCGAAGAUGAUGUGCCUAGCAGCUAUCGCCCCGUGAGCAACGGUGUGAAUGGUCACACUCACCACCCCACCACAGCUGUUGUCGAUGGCCCCAUCAACGGUACCACCAAUGGCAACGGGGUCCACCACCACAAGCAGAAGCGUCAGCACCGCGAGCGGUCCAAGCACCUGGUCGCCUCGGAUCCUGCCUCAGAACACGACCUCAUCUGCGUCGGCUUCGGCCCCGCCAGCCUGGCCAUCGCCGUUGCCCUCCACGAUGCCAUUGAGGCCGGCCAGAGGUUCCGCCCAGACGGCUCGCCGCCCCGCGUGCUCUUCAUUGAGAAGCAGCAGACCUUUGAGUGGCAUGCCGGCAUGCUGCUCCCCGGGGCCAAGAUGCAGAUCUCCUUCAUCAAGGACCUGGCCACCCUGCGCGACCCUCGCUCCGAGUUCACCUUCCUGAACUACGUGCACCGCCAGGGCCGCCUCGUCGACUUCACCAACCUCGGCACCUUCCUCCCCGCCCGCGAGGAGUACGAGGACUACCUGCGCUGGGCCGCCUCCUUCUUCGAGCCCCUCGUCCAGUACAGCCACGAGGUCGUCGCCGUCACGCCCGAGAAGAAGGCCGCCAACGCCGUCCAGACCUUCAAGGUCGAGGCCCGCAACGGCAAGACCGGCCAGACUCACUUCUUCCACGGCCGCAAUGUCAUCUUCGCCACCGGCGGCCAGCCCUCGCUCCCCAAGAGCUUCCCCCAGAAGAACCCCCGCGUCAUCCACUCCUCGCAGUACGCCAAGGUCGUGCCUCACCUCCUGCCCAAGUCCUCCGCCCCCUACCGCGUCGCCGUCAUCGGCGCCGGGCAGAGCGCUGCCGAGAUCUUCAACAACGUCCAGACUCUGUAUCCCAACUCCGAGACCUGGCUCGUCAUGAGGCAGGAGUUCCUCCGACCCAGUGACGACUCACCUUUUGUCAACCAGGUCUUCAACCCCGAGUACGUGGACGAGGUCUUCCCCAAAGCCGCCAAGCACCGAAACGAGUUCCUCUAUGACGCCCGCGCGACCAACUACGGCGUGGUCCGCCUCGAGCUGAUCGAGCACCUGUACGAGAAGAUGUACGACCAGAAGCGCGAGCUCGGCCCCAACGAGCAGAGGUGGCCGCACCGCGUCCUGGGCGGGCGGCAGAUCUCGAGCAUGGAGACGCGCAGCGACGGCGGCAUCGAGCUCAAGGUCCAGCGCCUCGGCGACGUGCUGGCCGAGGGCUCGUCGGCCGAGGAGGAGGUCUUCCACGCCGACCUCGUCAUCGCCGCCACCGGCUACCAGCGCAUGUCGCACGUCGAGAUGCUCAAGGGCGCCUACGACCUGCUGCCCCGCGCCCAGCCCUCCAAGAUCCAGGAGUUCAAGAAGGGCAUCCAGGGGUGGAACGUCGAGACCGAGCAGGGCGAGCGCAACAUCUCGGUCGGCCGCGACUACAAGGUGCAGUUCGCGCCCGGCGCCAUCGCCGAGGGCUCUGGUGUCUGGCUGCAGGGCUGCUGCGAGGGAACACACGGUCUCUCCGACACUCUGCUAUCCGUGCUCGCCACCAGAUCCGGCGAGAUGGUUGAGCAUAUCUUUGGCAAGCAGUAG
This is a messenger RNA of Clonostachys solani, 1608 nucleotides long. Lineage: Eukaryota; Fungi; Ascomycota; Sordariomycetes; Hypocreales; Bionectriaceae. The record is from the annotation of a GenBank genome assembly.